Molecule: messenger RNA, 686 nt
Organism: Oncorhynchus kisutch (coho salmon)
Lineage: Eukaryota; Metazoa; Chordata; Actinopteri; Salmoniformes; Salmonidae
Exons: 4
Coding region: 9-626 (205 amino acids)
Source: RefSeq, a predicted model, not a curated record
AAGGGAGGAUGGGCGAGGAAGUGAGGGCACUGAUCCAAGUGAUGAAGAGAAACUGCAGUGAAAGUGAUCUUGAGGCAGUAAACCUGGACAGUUGGCUGAAUGACUUGGAAAGGUUGAAAGUGGCCUUCAAGAAAUGCACUGGAGAGAUGGCCGAAAUGAGCCCAGGGAAAGUCUCUGGUCCUGUGUCUGGCCUCUCUCCUCUUGUGACCUCAGCACCCCGGACCCUGGCUGAAGCCCUACAAGCCCUGCCCUCUGCUGUGGCCCGUCCCUCCCAAAAGGAUGUCCCAAAGCCUCCGACACCUCCAAGCCCUGUCUCUGUCAUUGUUGCUUCGCCUGCUGUGGAGUACUUACCAUACCACCGCAGCCCUCGCCUGGCCCCAAUCACCAACCUGAGUGAGAACGGCAGGAAGCUGCUCCAGAAAAUGUCAGGAGUGACGCCACAGGAAAGGAAGGUCAAAAGGAAAAAGACCAAGGGAAAAAAGCAAGUGAAGAAAGAGAAGGCCAGUAAGAUGCAGCAGGUGGAAAAUGUUGGAGAAACUAAGGAGGACAAGAAAGAUGAAAAGAAGAGUCUGAGGAAGAGGUUUCUCCAGUGGCUGCUGCCCAAACUGAGAUGUUCGAAGAAAUAAUGGCCAACUACUACUACAACACACACACACACACACACACACACACACACACAUACUAUU